Messenger RNA from Scophthalmus maximus (turbot), 2824 nucleotides. Its product is annotated as potassium voltage-gated channel subfamily S member 2-like. The transcript is spliced from 2 exons. Gene Ontology annotation, molecular function: protein binding; voltage-gated potassium channel activity. The record is from RefSeq and is a predicted model, not a curated record. The coding region runs from base 679 to 2124 and encodes 481 amino acids. Gene Ontology annotation, cellular component: voltage-gated potassium channel complex; membrane. Lineage: Eukaryota; Metazoa; Chordata; Actinopteri; Pleuronectiformes; Scophthalmidae. Gene Ontology annotation, biological process: regulation of delayed rectifier potassium channel activity; protein homooligomerization; potassium ion transmembrane transport.
GUUCCCUCUCUCUGUCCGGAUGAUCUCUGCGUCGUCGUUACACUUGGCGGCUCCCUCGCCUCCAGGAGCUGCGCCUCGCCCCUGAGCACCAGGAUGCUGAGAUCACCUCGGGAGGGAGGGGGGUAUGGAGGGAUGGAGGGAGAGCGACGUGUUGCUGCGCAGCAACAGAUAGAGAGAACAAAAUGGAAAGAGAGAGAGGGAGAGGAGGAGGAGGAGAGAGAGAGAGAGAGAGAGAGAGAGGGAGGAAUUCCCUCGCACAAACAAAAGAGGCUGCCAGGGCGUGCAUCGGCUCUUCCAGGCUGAUACCUGUGGCCGAUUACGAGUGUCAAGACCCGGCGGAUGCGCAAUGUGAGGACCACCACCGCGCUGCAAUGACCAGUCUCCGGGCACAGUAUCAGAUGGAGGCAUGCCAGUUGGUUUCUUCGUGGAGGCAACAUCAUUUUUGACGCACGAGAGGAGGCGUCCGCGUCCUCAGCGCUCAGGCUGCGAGAGGAUCCCACCUGACGCAGACGCGCCUGUCUGGAGCCCCCGGGGGGGGGGCACACACACACACACACACACACACACACACACAUGUCUCCGUCUUUAUUUCUAAGACCACAACUUGCCCCCCUAAACUGCGAUAUGCCAUCGCCGGGAUUGAGCCGCACAGUCGGUGAACAGGCAGCGCGUUAAAACAUGACGGGUCAUGUCCUGGGGGAGCUGGGUGGCGGCGGCGCGGCGCGCAUGGACGACAACGCCGCCAUCCGCAUCAACGUCGGCGGCUUCAAGAGGCGCCUCCAGUCCGACACGCUCUCCCGGUUCCCCGAGACGAGGCUCGCGCGUCUGCUCCACUGCCGGUCCAAAGAGUCCAUCCUGGAGCUGUGCGACGACUACGACGACGCGGAGAAGGAGUUCUACUUCGACAGGAACCCGGCGCUCUUCCCCUACGUGUUGAAUUUCUACAACACGGGGCGGCUGCACGUCAUGGCCGAGCUGUGCAUCUUCUCCUUCAGCCAGGAGAUCGAGUACUGGGGCAUCAACGAGUUCUUCAUCGACUCCUGCUGCAGCAGCGCGUACCACUGUCGGAAGAUCGUGCAGGACCGAGAGGACUGGGACGAGCGGAGCGACGAGGGCAGCACCACCUCGUCGUUUGACGAGCUGUUGGAGUUCUACAGCGACGCCACCAAGUUCGACAAGCAGCCGCUCGGGAGCGCGCGGAGGCGCAUCUGGCUGAUGCUGGACAACCCCGGCUACUCCGUGCCCAGCCGCAUCAUCAGCAUCCUCUCCAUCCUGGUGGUGCUCGGCUCCAUCGCCACCAUGUGCAUGAACAGCAUGAGCGAGUUCAGCCUGCUGGACGGCGAGGGGCAGCCCGCCGAGGACCCCCGCUUCGAGACCGUGGAGCACUUUGGCAUCGGUUGGUUCACCCUGGAGCUGCUCGCCAGGUUCGUGGUGGCGCCGGAUCUCCUGCACUUCUUCGAGCACCCGUUGAACGCCAUAGACCUGGUGUCCAUACUUCCGUUUUACCUGACACUGCUGAUAAACCUGGUGGUGGAGAGCAGCCCGGCGCUGGCCAACCUGGGGCGCGUUGCGCAAGUGCUGCGGCUGAUGCGGAUUUUCCGCAUCCUGAAACUGGCGCGUCACUCCACGGGGCUGCGCUCCCUCGGCGCCACGCUCAGGAACAGCUACAAAGAAGUGGGCCUGCUGCUUCUCUACCUGGCGGUCGGGGUGUCGUUCUUCUCCGUCAUGGCCUACACGGUGGAGAAGGAGGACAGCGAGGACUUCUCCACCAUCCCGGCGUGCUGGUGGUGGGCCACCGUCAGCAUGACCACGGUCGGCUACGGCGACGUGGUGCCGGUGUCCAUCGCGGGCAAGCUGACCGCCUCGGCGUGCAUCCUGGCCGGGAUCUUGGUCGUUGUGCUUCCGAUCACGCUCAUCUUCAACAAGUUCUCCCUGUUCUACAAGAGACAGAAGCAGCUGGAGGUGGCGAUGAGAAGCUGCGACUUCGACGAGGAGAUCAAGGAGGUGCCCUCGGUCAACCUGCGGAACUAUUACGCGCGCAAGGUCAAGUCCCUCAUGGCGAGCUUGUCCAACAUGAGCCGGAGUUCGCCCAGUGAACACAGUCUGAACGAAUCGAUCCACUGAGGCGGUUCGAUCAGCUGCGCGCUGCAGGAGGAGCUGUCCAGGGUGCUGAGGCCUCUGGACCCCAACAGACCACUUCCUUCCACUGACCGUUUGCCUCUCUGUAGCUCAGUGCAAUAAUGUGUUGGUGCGUGUGUGUGUGUGUGUGUGUGCCAGUGACAAUGAGAAAGUCAAGCAGAUGUACAGGACAGUCUGAAUAUGUAAUAUCUCACUGUGCCGUGGUCCAUGAUUUGAAUCUAUAGGCCAAACACCAAUUUGACCACAUCAGACUUUUAAAGACAGAAGAGAGAGAAUUCUGUUGUUGUCUGCGAUUCCUAGAUGGUGUCACACUGUUGUCCACCCAUCCGGCUUCACGUGUCGUGGUCAAACCUGUCUGAAAGUAACUCCUGCUGUGUACAUAUAUAUUUAUAUUGAUAUAUUUUUUUCAUUUUGAACGCGUGUCAACAUGUACCAGUGGUGUUGCAACAAGACAAAUGUCAAACGUGUGGUUGAAAAAAAAAAGGAAAAAAAGAAGCAAAGUGUAUUAAACGAGAAAUACAUAACACACUUCCUUGCUUUUAUUUUAUUGUAAUUUUUUAAUCUGCAGAGCAAAGGUCUGGCAGUCUCUCUAUAGUGUGUGUGUGUGUGUGUUUUGAUGGAGAUAACACGUUUAAUCCUGAUGGGGGAGAGAGAGGGAUUUAUUCUAGUGACUGACACGAUGUCU